Hyaloscypha bicolor E is the source of this 798-nucleotide messenger RNA. Its product is annotated as DHS-like NAD/FAD-binding domain-containing protein. Gene Ontology annotation, cellular component: mating-type region heterochromatin. Gene Ontology annotation, biological process: replication-born double-strand break repair via sister chromatid exchange; negative regulation of transcription by RNA polymerase II; regulation of DNA repair. The transcript has 2 exons. Gene Ontology annotation, molecular function: histone deacetylase activity, NAD-dependent; NAD+ binding. The record is from RefSeq and is a predicted model, not a curated record. NCBI's taxonomy places the organism in Eukaryota, Fungi, Ascomycota, Leotiomycetes, Helotiales, Hyaloscyphaceae. The annotation marks the transcript as partial.
GCAUUGCGCGAAAAGAAAAACAUUAUCGUUAUUGCAGGAGCCGGAAUUUCAGCUUCCGCAGGGAUCCCUACCUUCGAAACGGAGUCAAAAAAACGGCGUGAUUUGUUUAGAGCGAGCACAUAUAAUACAGACGCAGGAACGGCGAGUUUCAAUGGGGUGCUGUGCGAUAUGUAUCACUUGAUAGAACGUGCCAGCCCAACUCAGACUCACCUGGUAAUUGCUGCCCUUGCUAAAGAACGCCGACUACUACGCUUAUAUACUCAAAAUAUUGAUGGAAUAGACACGCGACAGCCACUGAUGGAAACCGACAUCCCCUUGCUUCGCAAUGGCCCUUGGCCGCAGACAGUUCAGCUGCACGGGGACUUGAGGACCAUUCAUUGCCUCAAGGAUCCCACUCACUUGGCUCCCUUCCGCCCAGAGCUUUUUGACAAAGGGUCCCAACCAGGCUGCGCUAAGUGCGAAAAACUUGAAGAGGAGAAUGGGGCCAAAAACGAGGACGAAAGAAGAAGAAGGAGAGGAAUUUCCCUCGUAAGACCCAGAAUUUGCCUAUAUGAGGAUGAUCAUUAUAUAGAUAUGGAUGCGAUAAGCAAUGUCCAAGCCGCAGACUACAGAAUGAAGGUUGGUGCGGUCAUCGUGGUGGGAACCGCUCUUAAAGUGCCAGGAGCAAAGCGGUUUACACAGAACAUAUGUCGCAUAGCACGUAACUGUGGUGGAUUCACAGCCUGGAUCAAUCUCAAGCCUCCACCUAAAGAUCUCGACUGCUUGGACCUAGCCAUUAAAGGAGAUUGCGAGACUGUG